This is a messenger RNA of Panicum virgatum (switchgrass), 2761 nucleotides long. Its product is annotated as negative regulator of systemic acquired resistance SNI1-like. The record is from RefSeq and is a predicted model, not a curated record. The transcript has 19 exons. NCBI's taxonomy places the organism in Eukaryota, Viridiplantae, Streptophyta, Magnoliopsida, Poales, Poaceae. Gene Ontology annotation, cellular component: nucleus; Smc5-Smc6 complex. The coding region runs from base 892 to 2310 and encodes 472 amino acids. Gene Ontology annotation, molecular function: transcription cis-regulatory region binding. Gene Ontology annotation, biological process: DNA damage response; negative regulation of DNA-templated transcription; negative regulation of systemic acquired resistance.
AGGUCUGCCUCCGCUCGGAUCUCCCGUGGGUCUGCCUCCCCCCGUAGGUCUGCCUCGGGGCUCUCUCCUUCCCCAUCCGCUGCCCCAACGCUCUCGACGGUUCCGCCCACGCGCGCCCCCCUUCGCCUCCCCACGCCCCCCUCCUGCGCCUCCCCGUCGCCCCACCUCUCCCAUCCGCUACCGGCCUCACCGCUUGGAUCCCCCGCCGGCCGCUGCUCCUCCUCCUCCUGCGCCGCCGUCGCCUUCGCCUCCGUCCUCUCUGCGCCCGGCGGCCGGCGAGACUGGGACGCGGACUCCGCCGCGCAUCGGGGGUGCGGGCCGGUGCUCACGCCGCCACCACUGCCGCAUCCUCGCGUAAAGACUUCGACGGCGCGACUCGUGGCCGCCGGCUCCUCGCCCGGGCUCCUGCGGCCUCGCUCUUCCCUCCUCCUCUACAAGGCGGCGGCGCCCUGGGACGGGGGCGUCGUGCGCGUCUACAGCUCUGACGACUUCCCUGCUACGUGGCGCCUCCGCGUCUUCCUCCUCUACAAGGCGGCGCCGCCCCUCCACUUCACGCCUUCCAAGGUGACCCCGCUCGACCGCCCCCUGCUCGGCCGCUGACCCGGAGGUCUGCAAGACCCCGACCUCGCCGCCUGCUGUUCAACUUCUGCUGCCGGUUGCUAGCUCAGGAAAUCAUUCCAAGUGUUACCUAGGGGGAUAUGCAGAUUUAAAGAGAAUCAGAAGACUGAAGUUCUGGCUACUGGGCUGUGUACUUAUUAAGAGAUCGGAGCUCGUGCAGUGGCCUGUCGCUCUACCGUUCACCUCUGCAGCAGGCUUGCAGGAAUCCAAAGGGCUCCUUUGAUCAGCUCUGGUUUGGUGUUGGUGGUUUCUGCUUGUCGGAUCACUCCAAGAAUGGUGGCCUCUCGCGCGCCGACCACCACCCCCGCCGCCGCCGCGGACGGCGGUAUCGAGGAGAAUGCGAUGGCCAUCCUUGACUCCUCCGGCAUCAAGGACUCCCGCGACCUCCACGACGACCGAGCUGCCUUCUUGGAGGCCGUGCGCUCCGCCUGCCUCGCCGCCGACAAUCCCUCGGCCCCCUCGUGGAGAAUGUAUGAUGGUGUUUUCCAGGUUCUUCGGAACAGUCGCUCUCUGGAGCUUGCUGUAGCAAGUUUCCAUCUCUUAAUGGAUUUGGGUAAGCAAUACCCAAGAACAUAUUUGACAGAUUCUGAUGGGCACCAAUCACUAGUUGUAGUCAAAGAGUCCUGGUUACCAUUUCUCAUUGGCAAUGGUUCUCUUAGUAGUGAGAUCGGAGGAAAUGCGAGGAUCUCAGAUCACCUAUUUGAUCCUUCAAGAUUCUCUUUGCUGAUUGAGGCCAUGGUUGAACGAACUAAUCCCACGGAUGAUAAUAAUGGAAUUAAGGCUAUUGAGAAUAUGAUGCUGUUCCAGUAUCUUGUCAACACACUCGAAGCAGAUUUUGUACCUCGUCAUAUUGCAUACAAACAGUCACUAGACUGGGUUAUCUUCAGGGAAUCCCUGUUAAAUAUGCUUCUGGGAUCACGAAAGCUCGUGUUCAAAUCUUUUGUAAAGAACUGCAUGUAUCUUCUACUCAACCAGUUUCACCCUGAAGCUAAAGAUGCAGUUGAAGGCAGCAUACCUUCUGAAGGAGAAGCUAAAUCAGCAUCUGAUAUGCAUUCUUCCCUAAAUUAUUUCUUGUUGGAGUCAGAAAGGACUCUUGUAUCCCUCCGGAAAUUAUUUGUGAUGGUCAUGGAACUUGACUUGAUCAGGAAAGAAGUCGACACGUUGGGGCUGACUUCAAGAGCUGACGGGUUCAGAAACCCUAUCACGGAAGUUAUUUUGGAGGAGCUAACUUAUAACAUCAGUUACUUAUCCCCAUUUCUCUUGGCCUUCAUGGAACGCAAGUGGAAAUUGAAUAUUAUUCUACAGUACUUUUCAAAAUACUGUGCCAAGGGCGCAGUUCGUACUCGAAGGUCGGAUAGUUCACAACAAGAUUUGAAAUUGGGAAGUGUCCUGAGUUUCUUUUUGACAACCACAAGCGCAAAAGCUAUUGUCAAAAAGAUGGGUACAGAAGUUGCACAGCUUCUUUUAGCGCAUGCCUACCAGGUUUGCCUGUCUGUUCAAAGUGACUCUAGUGAUUCUACUGCUACAACUGAAAAGAUUGGAGCAAGUCUCCAAGAGAUAUCUUGUAACUUCAUAUAUGCUUUUCAAAAUCUCAGAAAAGUUGGCCUGAAUAUCCAGAUCUCGCCAUUUGAGAAAGAAGCUCUGUUUACUGCUGCAACUUUGUCUAGGAAAUUGAAGAAUGAAGAAAGAUAGACUCUGGGUGUCAAGGCGUGGUACGUAGGGGUGGUAAAGGACCCAAAAUUUUGAACUAGAAAAUAUAAGGGUCGGGUCUUAAAAGGGCUGGGCUCUAAUUUUAUACAAUUUUGAGCUAAAAAAUUUAAGAGUUUUGAUGGGCUGUGAAGAGGCCACUAGGGUCAUGACCUAUUACCACCCCUAGUGGUACGUAGGAAUCUAGGAUCAGAUGGUGUGACUCUGGCUAGCGUGACUCUGGCUAGCGGUAUAAUCCGAAAAGCCUAUUUUGGCCUCUCUAUGGUAUGAUUAUGUCUCCCUGUACAUAUGUGAUAUGGCUUUAUCUAUGCCCUCCUAGACUCCUAGUAGUGUGUAACGCAAAGCUGAAGAUACAAAACUUAUGAAUCUAUUCUACAUACUCCUUCCAUCCUGAAAUGUAUGUCAUUCUAUGGUUUAAAAUUUGUCCUCAAAUGUA